Molecule: messenger RNA, 2380 nt
Organism: Actinia tenebrosa (Australian red waratah sea anemone)
Lineage: Eukaryota; Metazoa; Cnidaria; Anthozoa; Actiniaria; Actiniidae
Product: complex I assembly factor ACAD9, mitochondrial
Molecular function (GO): acyl-CoA dehydrogenase activity; flavin adenine dinucleotide binding
Source: RefSeq, a predicted model, not a curated record
ACUUGAUGGUCACUAGUAGACUAAGUAGUACUAGUUCUGUCCCGCGUCUCUAAAUUUGAACAUAUUUCAAAUAAUAACAAAAAAAAUCCCCUUUAUAGCCACAGAACCUCACAAUGACAGCUUCUAUCACCCUAUCAAGACAUUUUCUUCGUGUUAGGGGUGUUUUUAGACCGUCUAUUGCUCGAUGUCGUCUUCACACUUCAAGAUUACUUUCAGCUGGUUUUGCUAAGGAAUUGUUUCUUGGACGAUUUAACAAGGAGAAAGUGUUCCCAUAUCCUGAGGCAUUGGAUCAAGAGCAGCGUAACAUGCUCAACAUGUUGGUUGAACCUGUCACAAAGUAUUUUGAGGAAAAAGUUGAUUCUGUAAAAAUUGAUCAAGAAGCGAAGAUCCCAGAAGAUGUCAUGAGUGGCUUGAAGGAGUUGGGUUUAUUUGGUCUUCAGAUUCCAGAGGAGUAUGGUGGACUUGGCCUACUGAACACAAGUUAUGCACGUGUUGCUGAAGCAUUUGCAGUUGAUGCAAGUAUUGCUGUAACAUUAAUGGCUCAUCAGUCUAUUGGACUCAAGGGUAUCCUGAUAUGUGGUAAUGAAACACAGAAGAAGAAAUAUCUGCCCAAGCUUGCUUCAGGAGAGCAUAUUGCUGCCUUUUGUCUUACUGAACCAACAAGUGGUAGUGAUGCUGCAUCGAUACAGAGUAGAGCGACACUCAGCCCUGAUGGCAAACAUUUUAUUUUGAAUGGAUCGAAGAUAUGGAUUUCAAAUGGUGGCUGGGCAGAUGUGAUGACUGUAUUUGCAAGAGCAGAAGUGACGGAUAAGAAUGGAGAAAAACAAGACAAAAUAACAGCCUUCAUCGUAGAGAGAGAUUUUGGUGGAGUGACAAGUGGUAAACCAGAAGAUAAACUAGGAAUAAGAGGCUCCAACACAUGUGAAGUAUUCUUUGAAAACACUCCUAUUCCUCUAGAAAAUGUUCUUGGUGAAGUGGGCGGAGGAUUCAAGGUUGCUAUGAAUAUACUGAACAGUGGCCGAUUUGGAUUGGCUGCUGGAGCAGCAGGGGGUCUGAGGAAGCUUAUUGGAAUGGCUGCAGAACAUGCUACAUCAAGAACACAGUUCGGGAGAAAUCUCAGUGAAUUUGGACAAAUACAGGAAAAGUUUGCACGUAUGACUUUAAUGGAAUACACAAUAGAGUCUAUGUCAUACAUGACGAGUGGCAUGAUGGAUCUUGAUGAUGAAGAUGCUUCUGUUGAGGCUGCUAUGUGUAAGGUUUAUGGAUCAGAGGGUAUUUGGAAUGGUAUAAAUGAUGCGCUUCAAACUCUUGGAGGUCUUGGAUACAUGAAGAGUUAUCCCUAUGAGAGACUCCUAAGAGACUCACGGAUCCUAUUAAUCUUUGAGGGUACCAAUGAGAUUCUACGUAUGUACAUUGCAUUGACUGGUAUGAAGUAUGCUGGUGAUCAACUCAAGGAAGUUGUUAAAGCCGUCAAGAAUCCUUUUGAGAACCCAGGCAUUUUGUGGGGUAUGCUAAGCAAGAGGAUGCUGCAUGCUAUAGGCAUCAAAGGAUCUUUGGGUGUGUCUGAUGCAGUCCACCCACAAUUAGCUGAUAGUGUGAAGUUAUUGGAAGAAAAUGUUGUUGAUUUUGGAAUGGAAUCUGAGAAGUUACUGGCCAAAUAUGGCAAGAAAAUCAUUGACGAACAAUUUUUGUUGAAAAGAAUGGCAGAUGUUGCUAUCAAUUUAUUUGCUAUGACGUCAGUGCUGUCCAGAGCUACACGUUCAUUACACAAAGCAAUUCCUGCAGCUGAACACGAGGCGUUACUAACUACUACUUUCUGUCACGAGACUUAUGAUAUCAAUAAGAAGCUACUAAAAGAAGUUUCUCAAGGAUCCAAAAAGAAUGGAGACAAUGAUCUAAAACGAAUCGCUAAUGACAUAUUCAACCAAGGAGGAUGUGUUUCUGGACAUGUGCUAGAAUCAUGAAUACAAUCAUUCAAUAACGUUGUUGUUUAAAUGAUCGUAUUUUGAAGGAGGUCUACGCUCUUGCUCCACACGUGAUUAUAUAAACUAUUAUUAUUAUUGAGAUGUUUCUGAGACAGAUCGAGACGUGAAUAAUUGCCCUAAUAAUUGUUGAAAAAGGUUUCUAUCAUCACCAARCUCACCGUUUGUCUUGCUUCAAUGCAAAGGCAUGGCUACCUUCCAAGGUAAUGAAGGGAACUGUAAAAGGGACUGUUGAGCUACAAGGAAUAUUGAAGGAUUAUAAUAAUGUGUGCUGACUAUUGCAGAACAUAAAUGAUGUCAUUUGUCCUUUACUUUCAUUCAGAAUAAUAUAACCAAUUCAAGAAGUAUGGAAAAAGUCCCUAGUGAUAAUAUUUGAAGUAUUUAUGAACAGAAGAAAC